AUGUUUUUUAGACGGCGCUUUCAUCUGCAUGUCAUUCCCGAAUCAAAAGACGCCAACAAAUAUUCAAACGUACCCGCACUCUCACAACUUGCUCAUCAAGGAACAACAAACACAUUUCAAGAUCCCUCCAAGAGUUCCGCUGCUUUGCUAGACACGGAUGAGCAAUAUCUCAAGGGUGAUGAAGUAGAGACAUUUGAUGCAGCUAAAGAGAAGUUUAAAUCGCAAGAAAAGAAGCAUACAGAACCAAGAAAAGAAUUUAAACAAAAUACAGAUGAAGCUAAACAAGUCUCCAAGGAAUUCGAAUCUCCACCAGGUGAAAAUUUGUCUGUCAAUGCUUCUGUACAUCAUCAGCAUCCAAACUUACUCGGGAUCGUAAUUAAACAUGAUAAUGUAGCAAAGUUGACGACUGAUGAAUCAGUUGAUAAAUCUAAAGGCAUUGCAGAUCGAGGCUUGGAUGAAAGAGAUAAUGCUGCACCUUUGAUAACUGCAUCCGUUGCUGCCACUGAAGCCGAGGUUCAUAGUCACAAGUUAAUUUUUAAGCUUGGCGAAAAAUCAAAAGAAUUAGACCAUCAAAUAUUAAGCCUUCAUCAAUCAAGCAUUCCAAUAAAUGAUAUUUGUGAGGACAAGGCUUAUUCAGAAAUACCUGCACAUUUAAGUUCAUCAGGAGUGUCUGGUGGUGUCGAAGAGAUAGAUGACUCUUACGAUGAUAGUCUAAUU
Molecule: messenger RNA, 717 nt
Organism: Protopolystoma xenopodis
Lineage: Eukaryota; Metazoa; Platyhelminthes; Monogenea; Polystomatidea; Polystomatidae
Source: the annotation of a GenBank genome assembly